Messenger RNA from Monopterus albus (swamp eel), 3698 nucleotides. RefSeq names its product zinc finger and BTB domain containing 7C (gene zbtb7c). NCBI's taxonomy places the organism in Eukaryota, Metazoa, Chordata, Actinopteri, Synbranchiformes, Synbranchidae. The record is from RefSeq and is a predicted model, not a curated record. The coding region runs from base 407 to 2425 and encodes 672 amino acids. The transcript has 4 exons. Gene Ontology annotation, molecular function: DNA-binding transcription factor activity, RNA polymerase II-specific; protein binding; RNA polymerase II cis-regulatory region sequence-specific DNA binding. Gene Ontology annotation, biological process: regulation of transcription by RNA polymerase II.
CUCCCUCCCUUCCUCUCACUCUCUCGCUCGUCCUACAUGAGCUACACACAACAGUGAGCCUGACUCUAACUCCACACUAGCCACACUGAUACACAGACCCAAGAAACACACUGCUCUCCUCUGUUGCGCUGCUUCUACUUCUCUCCAUUGGACCAUUGGAUAUUCCUCCCUGGGUGUUUUUUUUUUUUUUGAAUGGACAUCCGUGGCUGGUGUGAGGAGCUUGUGAAUGGACUGACUGACUGACUGACAGACUAGACAGAGAGAGAGGCAGCGGUGUUUCAAUUAAAGAGGGCAAUGCUGAGAGGUCAAGCGAGGAGCAACAGAGCCUCUUGGUAGUCUGGAAAUAUAAAGACACGUUAGGGGAAUCGAGAAACUGAAGACAGCCGCCAUCAAGACAGUGAGGAGAAUGGUUCAACACAGAGAAGAGGACCUGAUCGGGAUCCCUUUCCCAAAUCACAGCAGCGAUGUCCUAUGCAGCCUCAAUGAGCAGCGUCGUGAUGGCCUGCUCUGCGAUGUCAUCCUCAUUGUGCGUGACCAGGAGUACCGCACCCACCGCUCCAUUCUGGCCGCCUGUAGCCAAUACUUUAAGAAGCUCUUCACAGUGGCCACCGCUGACGGCGGAGAUCACCAUCACACGGCGGCCAUUUAUGAAAUCGACUUUGUAGCUCCAGAGUCUCUAACAGCCAUCCUGGAGUUUGCCUACACUUCCACACUGACGGUCACUGCGUCCAAUGUUAAAGAAAUCUUGAACGCAGCUCAGAUGCUGGAGAUUCCCUGCAUCAUUAAUGUUUGCCUGGAGAUCAUGGACAGUGGCGGUGGAGAUGGCAGAGGAGGAGGAGGGAGAGAGGAGGAGGGAGAAGAGGAUGAAGAAGAAGAGGAGGAUGCAGAGGAAGAAGAGGAGGAGGAAGAAGAAGAAGAGGAUGAAGAGGAGGAUGUGGGGUCAAGGAAGGACGAGCAGGAAGAAGAGGAGGACAACAUAAGCGAGAGGUCACUGCAGUCGUCGGAGAGCAGGGGGGAGCGGACACCUCCAGGGACAGAGAAUUCCCCGCCUCCUAGCACCUCCACAUACCACCAGCAGUUUGACCAGCACAGAGAGUCAUCCCAGUCACACUCGCCAGACAACAUGAGAGGGAAACAGGAGAGCAUGGAGAGUCGGGCUCUCAAGGAUUUCUCCAUCGAGUCUCUUCUCCAGGAAGGGCUGUACCCCCGUAUGUCAUCACUGGACAGGAGGGCUAACUUCUCUCCUUUCCUCCCAGGCAUAUACCCCACCAUGUGGGCUCCUGAGUUCCCAGGCUUCCCGCAGCAGCUCCUAGACCCUGGCCACCAUCAGCAUCCUCAUGCAGGAGUCUCACCACAAGCCAGGCACCCCCACACCUUCCCCACCUCUGCUCCACUUGAGGCUUCAAGGCCCCUCAAUCUAGCUGUGAAAAGAGAGAUCAUAAAGGAAGAGAUGAAAGAGGAAGUCCCAUCCAGUCUGCUCCAGGGAGACUUCCUCAAGGAGUUUGUCAGCUCAGGUCUGGGCAGCACCAUGAACACUGGGUCAGUGGCGUCAGAAGGUCACGCUCUGGGUCCCAUUAAGGAUGAAGCCGACUUCCGGUCAUACCUUAGCUUCCUGAGCUCUGCCUCCCACCUGGGGGCACUGUUCCCUCCUUGGCAGCUGGAGGAGGAGAGGAAGAUGAAGCCCAAAGCUUCGCAGCAGUGUCCUAUCUGCAACAAGGUCAUCCAGGGAGCUGGGAAACUGCCACGACAUAUGAGGACACAUACAGGAGAGAAACCCUACAUGUGCACUAUCUGUGAAGUACGAUUUACCAGACAAGACAAACUCAAGAUCCACAUGAGGAAGCACACGGGUGAGCGCCCCUACAUCUGUCUCCAUUGCAACUCCAAGUUUGUCCACAACUACGAUCUGAAGAACCACCUGCGUAUCCACACGGGUGUCCGUCCGUACCAGUGUGAGCACUGCUACAAAAGUUUCACACGGUCUGACCACCUACAUCGACACAUCAAAAGGCAAAGCUGCCGGAUCUCCCGUCCCAGACGAGGACGAAAGCCGGCUGCAUGGCGGUCCACACACACUACCAACUUCCUGUGCCCUCCCGCUGCUGCCACUAACCAGUUUGAGGAGAAUGGGUUAAGUCCUGCAUACCAGGGAGUCAAGAGUCAAGGACUAGGUGAGAUGCUCGGCCUUGGCAACAGGGCUCUGGGAUUUAAGAGUGUGGACGGUGCAGGAAGGGAGGAACGGCGAGUAGAGGGAAAGCAUGUUGCAGAGGAGGAGAAAGCAAGAGCAGGGAGGCAGAGGGGAGUGUUUGCCUUCACCCUGGCUGGAGAAGAUGUGCUCACCCACUCUCCAUUUUAUGCUGCAACCUCUGACCCCUGGACCAUGAGACUGGAGCGUGCUCCACCCAUCCCUGAGCCGGCCAAAUGAACUCUGGUCUGCAGUAGAAGAAAAAGAAAGAAAAUCUCUUUAAUUCAUGCAUCUGUUCUGCUCCAGGAAGCUAAAGCACCCUUUAAAAAGUGAAAGAGUGAGAUCAGUGAACCUUUCAAAGCCUACCGAUUUGGUCAGUGUUAAAAGAGAUUGUCUUUUUCUUUAAAAAUACAGUCCAAUUAAAUAAUUUCACCGCUGUCACGCUAAAAAAUUGUUUCAACCCUGUGAAUGUUUACAAAUUCUUUGAUAGCAUUUAUUAAAAAGGCAGAAGUUUAUUACUGCUGAGGAAAACAUAUCAGAAUGCUGGAAUAUAUACUAUUUGCAUUAUUUAUCUACAAGUUUGUCUAUAAUACUAUUGAUUGAAAAAGUACAACAUUUUAUAAAGUUCUCAGAUGAGAUAAAAUGAGACUGGUGUACUGGAAAGUAUUCCUCUAAAAUGUAAUUCUACGACCUAUUUAAUAAUUCAAAUUUGGAAUUAGUGACUAUGAUGAAUGUAAAAUGAAUAAUUACACAUACAACAAUAAUAAAACAAUUUACUAAACAAAAAUAGUUCAGUCUCAUAAUGAGAAGGAAGCCGAGUCGACAGAAUUGACCUAAAAAAAAAACAAUUAAAAUAAAUAAACCAGCCUCCGUCCAAACAAUUCACAGUCAGUUUUAUUUUGGACAGUUGUGUUUAGGGACCAGUUAAAAUGGUGUGAUUACAACUGGCUGUGGUCUAGCACAUGUCCUGCAAGGACGCUUCACUUCAACAUGGUUAUUUAAUGAUAUUUCAAAACUAAAAGGAACCCACUUGAAGUCUAAUAAAUCAGGAUAUGUGAUGAUGUGUUAUCCUUCCACUGCCUUGUUCUGAUUUAAGCUCCUUACCUGCACUAUUGUACAUAGACUCAAAUGUUUGGCCAUGGUGGUGUUAAUUAUGGUUGCAUGGCUGCUGAUGUACAAAAAAAAAAAGCUCUUAAAAGACUUUGAGGCAUCCAUCCAAAGAUGUGUACUUUGAUAUUUCACAGACUUGAAUAAGACUUUGUUUUAAUGUUUAUGAAUACGUGUCUUCAUAGGAUGUGUAUUUCUGAUUAAUCAAACUGCCGCUUUAGCUCUACAGUAUGCUUGUGUAUUUUCUGCUGCAACAAAUCAAGAGGGUCUGCCUCAUUUUUCAUAAAAUGUUCACAUUUGAUUUGUGUAUAAAGAAGUUCAAACAUUAUUUGAAUUGAAAUGGGAAAGUAUUUUAUUGCUAUUUAUGCAUAUUUAAAUGAAUGAGCCUUGGCUAUAUUUUGCAAAU